AUGGUAGCGACGAAGGUAUUUUGUUGGCACGGGGAACUCUUGAGGAGCCGAAUGGACGAGGGCUUUCACGGAAACAGGUGGCUGAGCGCGUCAAGGCCCUCUAUCUCAGCUCCAGCUGAGCUACGUCGGCGUCAUACAUGCCCAUCGGCCCGGGCCUUCUGUCCCCAUGCUCGAGAUCGUUCGCGCGUUAACUUAUCUUCUCGAUUAGGGGAAGCUGUCACCGUCGCUGAAAAGCUCGUUCCCGUGGUUGAAUAUGCGAACUUGACCACCACGCGGUAUGUCAAGUUUGCAAUUGAGCCUUACUUUCGGGCAAAGUCCUUGCCGACUUUGUCAAGUUUGCGAUCCAGGACUAUGUCUGCCUUCAAGUCCUCGCGGAUUUUGUUAAUCUUGCAACCAAGGACUUUGCCCGCCUUUGGGCGCAGUCCUCGCAAAUUUUGUCCAGUUCGUGAUCGAGGACUUGACCCACCUUCUGGUCAAGUCUUUACAGACUGUGCCAAGUUCGCGAUGGAGGACUGCACCCGGUUAACCAGUAUGAACCCGCCAGCUUCGGGCACAGUCCUCGUGGAUUUCGCCUCGCGAGCGGGAACUUCCCCCCCUUCGGGCACAGUCCUCGCGGAAUUCGUGAAGUCCGUGAGGACUUGGUCAAGCUCGCAAUGGAGGACUCUACCCGCCUUCGGGCAGAUUGCGGGCAAAGUCCGUGCGGAAUAUCAAGGUCACGAUGGAAGACUCUGGGCACAGUCUUCGCGGACUUUUUCAAGUUCGGGACCGAGGAGUUUCUUCGAUCGCAAACUUGGCAGAGUCCGCGAUGAUCUUUCCCGCCUUCGGGUCAAAGUCUUCCUUUGCGGAUUACUCGCGGGCGGUAAAGUCCUCGCUCGCGAACUUGGCAAAAUCGGCGAGGACUGUGCCCAGAUACGGUUGCUCCAUCGCAAACUUAAAACAGUCCGCAAGGAACUGACCCAAAGGCCGUCCGGUCGCGAACUUGACAGAGUCCGCGAGCACUUUGCCUGUGAUAGCGAACUUGGCAAAGUCUGCGAGGACUGUGCCGGAAGGCGGGUAGAGUCCUCCUUUGCGAACCUAAGAGCAUCUCCACCGGGGGGACUAAACCGCGGGACUAAACUACAUUUAGCUACCCAAACCUGA
This is a messenger RNA of Puccinia graminis f. sp. tritici CRL 75-36-700-3, 1140 nucleotides long. RefSeq lists its product as uncharacterized. The transcript is spliced from 3 exons. The record is from RefSeq and is a predicted model, not a curated record. The coding region runs from base 1 to 1140 and encodes 379 amino acids. Lineage: Eukaryota; Fungi; Basidiomycota; Pucciniomycetes; Pucciniales; Pucciniaceae.